CGAACGUCUCUUCGUGGUAGAAGACUUCGUGCCCUUGCAUCACCCAUUGCUCAACGCUCGUCUUCAAUUUGGACGUCAGUCGAUGCGGCCCACAAGCAAUCACUGCCACCCGACUGCCUUUGCUGAACACCUCCCCCACAAUCCCAUCUAUCUUGGGCCGCCCCGUCUUCAACACCAUACCUUGCCGGGGCUUCUUCAUCUCUUCUUCCAUUGAGAGAAGUUGGUCUGCUUCUUCCAGUUCAAUAUCCGCCUCAUUAUCCCCAACGUGCAGUGUUGCCCCGGACCCACGUGUCACAAACACUUCCACUGCAGGAGAAUUCGGCGCCGGGGUGUCACCGUUGCUGUCAACGGCGGGGCUCUCAAACGCCCACUGCGUGUCAGCGAGCUUCUGUACUGCCCAGAUGAACCGCACCUCGGGGUGUCCCGCGUGCUCCGCGCUGUCAAAAUCAACGAUGCUGCGAUAAAUCGGCAUGAUGAAGGUCGCACCCACGCCGCCCGCAACGAGCAAGAUCUUGUCAAACAUGGAAAAGUCUGGGAAAUGCGUCGAUGCUCCGUAGGGCCCUUCGAGAGCUAGAGGAAUGCUGGGGAUCUGGCCAUCGCUCGACAAAGAUCGCGCCAGUUCUGCGAGUCGCUUUGUGUUGCCACUCAACGUUUUUGCGACUAGCACCAAUUCCUUGUCUUUGAUGGGUAUAGAGGCCACAGUGAACGGGUUUGUCCAAUUUCGCAUUGCGAACUGUUCCUUGGCGGAGAGUGAGUAUGCGCUUCCAGUGGGGAGGCUGAGGUAAACGUGCUGCCCAGGCUGCCAGUUCAAAGCAGAGUUCAUCGAGGUCAACGGUAUUCGCACCUGCACCAGGUCUGUCCCGGGAAGAAGUUGAAUGGUUCCAGAUCGGACAUGCGACACAUGCAGGUAAAGAGGCACCACGAGAAGAUUCGCAAUGACGACGUGAGACACAUAGAAGACUCUGUAGUUCCACCGUCGGAGUUGGCUCAGAGCUGUGGUGCUGAUUGCUGUGAACAAAGUCAAAGUGAUGAGACCAAAGAUGACAUCCUUGUCCUUGAUACGCUUUGCGAGGAAGCCGGCCUGGAUGAAGAAAUUCAUAUAGAAUGCGGCGUGCAGAGCAAACAGCAAGAAAAUUAUCCGACCCAGGACUUGAUGUGAGGCUUUGAGCUGCUCGUGGGACAGCCGUGUGACCCACUGGACCGGCGAGUAUGGCGCUCUCAUGGCAAGCAAAUAGUGCAACGGUAGCUGGGAUGCACCAAUGAUGCCAAAUCGUUUGGUCAAGUGAAGAUAAUCUGUCACAGUAUCAGCCAGCUUGAAUACAGCUAGUAAAUAAAAAUCCAGACACACCAUUUCCAGUAUUGACAACGCAGAGGUUCAAUAACCACACGGUCCAAAUAGUCCCUCCUAACCACUCUGCCCGUGUCCCCCAAUUU
Molecule: messenger RNA, 1434 nt
Organism: Periconia digitata
Lineage: Eukaryota; Fungi; Ascomycota; Dothideomycetes; Pleosporales; Periconiaceae
Source: the annotation of a GenBank genome assembly